Molecule: messenger RNA, 992 nt
Organism: Synchiropus splendidus (mandarinfish)
Lineage: Eukaryota; Metazoa; Chordata; Actinopteri; Syngnathiformes; Callionymidae
Product: mucolipin-3-like
Exons: 4
Coding region: 57-542 (161 amino acids)
Cellular component (GO): lysosomal membrane; plasma membrane
Molecular function (GO): NAADP-sensitive calcium-release channel activity
Source: RefSeq, a predicted model, not a curated record
AUAACACUGGACUUUCGAGUCUGGGUUCCUGAGCGAGGUGGAUACGUGUCGCUGCGAUGGUGGAAACGGAGCCAGAUUGGGAUUGUGAGAUGCCUUUGAUGGCGCAGAUCGACUCAGAUAUGGAGGAGGAGUCUGACUUUCACGAAGUGUACGACCAGGAUACCGGCUGGUCAGACCACCAGCAGGACCACGAAGACCCCAAUGUGGAGUGUCUGAGGAGGAAAAUCAAGUACUACUUCAUGAACCCCUGUGAGAAGUACCACGCGCGGGGACGGAAGCCCUGGAAACUCAUGCUUCAGCUGGUGAAGAUCGCCAUCAUCACCAUCCAGCUGGUGUCGUUCGGACUCAGCAACCAAAUGGUGGUGACGUUCAAGGAGGAGAACCUCAUGACCUUCAAACACCUGUUCCUGAAGGACUACACUGAUGGAAGCAUGGACACGUAUGCUGUUUACAGACAAGCCGAUGUUUACGACCACAUCGACUACAUCAUUGAGCAGCAGCUCCAAGUGAAGUCCUCUAUCAAACAGCUGAAAAGGUCUUGAGUGGCAGAUGUAAGGACCAGUGGGACAAUGCCUUCAGGGAGAGCUGGCCUCGGGUUUGCUAUCGGAAUAUAAAGAGAGAAACAAGAGGAAUGAUAAAGCCAACCUAUGUGAUGCUGAUAUAAACCGCUGACCCACACCACUCAUGCCGACUUCCUGUUGUCUCUUUUAGUUGAAGAUGACAAACACAACUCCAGUCCCUUUAUAUUUAUUAUUGCUUUAGUUUUGACACUUUUUAUCCAGUUAAAAAAACCUAAAUCCAUAUUAAUUGAUUUUAUAUACAAUUGCAUAUAUAUAUAUAUAUAUAUAUAUAUAUAUAUAUAUGAAUCCCAGUUAAUACAUUAUUGGGAAACUGGGUGCAUUUUUCUUUACUCACUCGUCGAAUAUCUUAUUAUUUAACAUUUCUUCCUCCUUGUUUCUCCUUCGCUUUUAUGUAUUCAAAAUAUAUGUGUU